CACAAUUCCAGCCGGAGCAGUACUCAUGUGAACUUCCUGUGGCUAUUUUCUCGCUGGCUGAUGAUACUUUUCCAGAGUUUAUAUUGAAGCAAUAUCAACGUUUCUUAUUAGGAUGAUGGCCACCUGUUUGGCUCCUUCCAAUCCUACUGCCGUUGCCUCAUUUCUGUCCACAUUACUGCCCAAUGGCUUUGCUGUGGGGCCUUCAGGGUCCUGUAAGGGAAGACUUGGACUGUGGUGGGUUGGCCAAGCUCUGCAGGUUGGAUUCCUGCUGGGGAAGGAAGGGGAUGCAGAAUGGGUAGAGAAGUUUCAGACUGGCCCAAUGUCUCCCCAGGACCUCAUUGUGACACUGCAAACACUGGAAGAAAAGGCACCUAUGCAAAUAGCCACAAACAAUGAUGUUGCACUCCACAAUGCUGUCUGGAUCAGUUUUGCCUGCCAGGUGCAAAGCAAAGAUCGGCACAAUGUAGCAGUGCAAUGCUCAUGCGGAGAGAUGUGUGUGGGCAAAUGUGUGGGGGUGUGUUUGCGUGUGUGUCAUGAGAUCCAGCCGGGAACUGAACUGCUGUUGAGUGGUGAGAUUGAGGGAAGACGUGAUGCAAAAGAAAGACUUGAUGCACAGGACUUCUCUGGAAAACAACAAGGAGAUUACUCAGCACAGAUUUUAAUGGAUUCAGGAAUUGCUGUUCUCCACCCAAAGAUCGAUAAUGAGACCGAAGAAGAGGAAGCACAAAACAAGGAAUCUUUUGAAAGUUCAAAGACUGACGCAACUACACUUGAUCCUAUCGAAGGCAGACAGGAUGGAAGUAGCACUGCAAUUAACAAUACUGCUGAAGAAGCCAAUACUGUUAUGACAUCAAAUGGCCACAAUGACAGCAUUGACCAUGUAAUGGUUGAAGUAGACACUAGGUCAAAUUUGAACUUUGUAGACAGGCAGACAAAUACCUUAAUUGGGUCACCUCUUCCUGUCCGAUGUAGCUCUCGCCUGGCAACUAAACCACGACAGGUUCACUGCCUGACCAGCCGAGAGAAGAAACUCCCUCUCCACCCACGCCCAGACAGACAUAGAGACAAGCAAAAGAGUAUAAAAAAGGUUGCCAAGUCCUCUCCAGAAGCAGUGGUUUCGACUGUAACAUCACAUUCUGAUGCUGUGACUAUAAUAGCAGAAAAUGUGACAGUUGAAAGUCCCACUUGCUGCCCAGAGGUGAGAGAGAGGCGUUACGGGUGUUCCGAGUGCGGGAAGAAGUUCUACCAGGUUGGCCACUUAAAGAAACACCAGUUCAGUCACACAGAAGCAAAGCCCUUCACCUGUCAGGACUGUGGCAAAAACUACACCUCUGCAGAGAGCUUCAAGGCCCAUCAGCUGAGCCACCGUGGGGAGCGUCCGUUUUCCUGUCCCCACUGUGAAAAGACCUAUGGCCUGAAGCGGGACCUCAAAGAGCACUUGGUCCUGCACACAGGCGAGAAGCCGUAUGUCUGUGAGCACUGUGGCAAGUCCUUUGCACGUCGUCCCUCGCUGCGCAUCCAUCGCCUCCUUCACUGCAGCAAAUUGAUUUAUUCACACCCUCCAAAGUUGCAGUGCAGCCUCUGCCCCAAGCUUCUGGCAAACUCUGGUUCUCUGAGGAAUCACAUGAAGCUCCACACCGGAGAGAAACCUCACAUCUGCCAGCACUGUGGAAAAAGUUUCGGUCAGAAAGGUAACCUCGAUAGCCAUUUGAGAAUUCACAGUGGAGAGAAGCCAUAUACCUGCUCUGAAUGUGAUCAAAGUUUCGCUCAGAAAGCUGAACUUUUCCGCCACAGGUUUUCACACACCGGCGGCGGUUUUCUUUGUAGUUAUUGUGGAAAAUCCUUGAGGGACCCACAUAGCCUGAAGUCCCAUGAAAGAUUGCACACUGGUGACAGGCCCCAUCGUUGCCCCAUCUGUGGAAAAGGCUACACUCUGGCCACAAAGCUGAGGAGACAUAUCAAAUCUUCUCACGUGACAGAAAAGCCCUACAGCUGUUCCUGCGGUGCCUCCUACACUCUGAGACAAAGUCUAUGGAGGCAUCAAGCGCAGCACCAGUCACAAGAGGCAACACAGGAGGAGCUCAAGGAAGGACUGCGACAGAAGACUAAACCCUCUCAUCAUCCAAAGCCAGUCAAAGGCAGACCCAAGAAAGGCGCCAGGGAUGGCAGAGUACAGAGAAGGGGACAGGGAAAGGGAGAGGAAGAAAGUGGGGCAGGAAAAAAUGAAAUAUCUGAGACUCCAACCGUCGCUGGGGGAGAUGGAAAAGCUUCAAGUGGCACCCAGCACACUCUUGUAUUUGUUCACACUGACGAUAUAUCGGAACCAAGCUACGGUUCUCUGAUACUCUCCUCAGAAGACUUUGAUUCACAAACUGGGCAGAAGGUGGUGGAGGUGGUGAUAUCAUAACGUGUGGAGCAGUGCGGCAGUUGUUGUCCGGGGCAGUGGCGUUCACAAGAGGAAGUAGUCCAGACACUUAAGAAUUAAAAAAAAUGGGUUGUUUGAAAUCAUUUUGAACAACCUUCACUAGACAGAACAUAACCUUUUAAUUAAAAAAAAAUUUUUUUUAAUUACUGUUUAAUUCUCAAACACAACAUGAUCACUUUUCUUUUGCUUUGGUCUAAUUCCACGCCGCAUGUUAAAGGGCUGUCAAAAGGGCUUUGGUAAAAUUAGUGCUGAUUGAACUCUAGUACUUAAGUAAAAGUAAAAAAAAAAAAGUGGACUCAAAAAUGCAAAACUGAAUUUAUCCUGUCAAUCAUUUCGUAUGAUAACAAUACACAGUCGGGAAAAAGGUUUUUAUUAAUGACAUUAAACAGUAAUCAUACUUGUUCAUUCAUCUUUCUUCAUUUGCCCUGCUUAUCCUCACGAGGAUCAUUGAGUUGCAGGAGCCUAUCCCAGCUUACCAUUGAUAGGAGGCGGGGCUACACACUGAACUGGUUAGCAGCCAAUCGCAGGCAGAUGUGGGUAGAGUAGCCAAAAAAUUUUACCCAAGUAAGAGUAGUGUUACUUCUAAAUAAUAUUGCUCUAGUAAAAGUAGUCAUCCAAAAAUUUACUCAAGGACAAGUCAAAAAGUACUAGUUGAAAAGAAUCCUCAAGUAAUGAGUAACAUUGUGAGUAAGGGCUUACAAUCUUAUGAUUUUUUAUUUAUUUUUUUUAGCACAAUUUCAUCUAAAUGAACUUUUAUUAUUUUACUGUACUACAGCCCAAUGGUCACCAGCCUUUUUUGCACCACGGACCGGCAAUGUGUGGCAGAAAAUUACAGUAAAUAUAAAAUCACACGACGGGGCUAAAAACGAACCUUAAGUGCAGGAAAAAUGUAACUCACCAUACGCUGAAUCAAGCUUUUAUAACAGCGGUCUUUCCUAAAACUUGACGGGAAAUAUCCUUGGUCGAUGGCAUAGUGAUUUCUUAUCCAAUCAUGACAGGUUUCUUUGCCUUAACAGUACGGUUCAUCAUAAGGUAUGAUGUUCUCGGUGCUGUUGCCUUGUUUUCUAGCUUUUAGCCACUUAUUAUGCAGAAUGGACUUGGUUGUAGGUUAGGGACAGCACACACAGCAGAUGGCCUUUUCCCCGUAAAAAAGCUGUCCAAAGUCGUCGCCGCCCGCAUCACACAGCCAACAGCAGCCAACAUUAUUGUUUACAUUGAAUGACCCUGGGCUGCAGUCUGCAAACACCCAAAUAAUGGGGGCAAAUCACUAGGGGGGCGAUGAACGCAAAUCUUUACUCCGAUUAGUCAAAAGGCACAGGCCAGAUUGCGGUCGUUAACAAAUUAUUUAUUACAGUAUCUCUAAAAAAUAACGACUAGUGUAACCCAGAGUAACAUAGUAAGAGUAGUGUUUCUUAUUCACAAAUCUACUCAAGUAAAAGUAUUGUGUGGUAGAACUACUUUAAGUAGUUUUGUUAUGACGUCUCAUUGGUGAAAUUGGUAGAGUUACUUUUGGCAUCGCUGGCAAAAAAAAAAAAAACUUAUAUGUAGAACAAAGAGGAAAAAUGGAACGACACUGGUGUAGCCCAAAGUAACGGAGUAGGAGUAGCGUUUGGCUUGGUAAAACUACUCUUAGAAGUACCUUUUCCUCAAAAAGGUUCAGGGAUAGGUGGAAAUAGGACUAUAUCUUCACUAAAAUACGCAACAACCGUGUCUGCCUCUUUUGCAAAGAGACAGUCGCUGUUUUAAAGAGUUCAAUGUGAGGCGAUAUUACCAAACAAGAGGCGCCGACAUGUACAAGAUUACAGGGAAGAUUCGUAGCGAGAAAUUAAAGCAACUUGAAACUAGUUUAAUUUCACAGCAGCAUUUUGCAAGAACCCGAGAAUCGAAAGAGAACGCCACAAAGGCUAAUUGCGAGAUUGUUGAUAUUAUUAUUUAAAAACAAUAAUAAAGCAAAUGUGACACACAGAAUGACCACAGGGUCAUAACAUUGCUAAAAUUUGCUUAAAUAUAUUGUUCUACGUAAAGGACGUCAACCAAGGUCGGCCCCCCACAUUUUUACCACACCAAAUCUGGCCCCUUUUGCAAAAAUUUGGACACCCCUGGCCUAUAGAAAACCCAAGCAGUCAUGGGGAGAACAGAUAGGAAGGCCGGAGCCCGGGAUUCAACCCUUGAUCUCAGAACAGUGAAGCAGACAUGCGAACCACUUGUCCCAAGAUACCUAGCAAUCAUACUGAUAAGUAAAAAUCAUGUUGCAUGUCAAAACAAGAGCAUUGGUUUUAUUUUAUUUCAUCAAAACAUUUUCUUAACACGUUUCUGGAUGUGAAUUCACUACCGGUAACAAAACAAAAAAUGUGGUGAAUGAUAUACUGUAUAUAAAAAAGAAUACACCUUACCAAGUAAAGUAUGUGGGGUUUUUGUGUGAUUCGCUUGAUUGUCGUUUACUCAGUGCAUUUUACAUAACACUUUUGUAACUGUUUUCAAGUUUGUGGAUUAAAAGUAAAAUGUUUUCAGGUUAUAAAUAUCUGUGACUUUAGUAUUGUAACAAUGUAUUUUUGUACUUUUUUCACUGCUGCUGAAAAAAAAAAUGUUGAUGUGGGUGUUUUGGUAAAUGCUCAUUAGAAUUAAAUACAUUAAAUUGUAAUCUCAUUUUUUUCCCAGGACGUUUUCCUCAUAAAAGGGCAACUUUAAAAUCAGAAUCUCAUAUUAUAAUUAACAGUUGAAGGAAAAAAAUAAGCACCUUAAUGUCCGUCCGCAUUAAAAUUGUAUUGGGUCUUUCUUGUCUAACAUUCAUUUUUUUGUAUUUCUGCUUCACCACAAAUGAUGUGUUGUGUUUGAAUUGUGUGUGGAAUUCAUUAACUUUUCUUUC
Messenger RNA from Corythoichthys intestinalis (scribbled pipefish), 5291 nucleotides. Its product is annotated as zinc finger and SCAN domain-containing protein 2-like. Gene Ontology annotation, biological process: regulation of transcription by RNA polymerase II. Gene Ontology annotation, molecular function: DNA-binding transcription factor activity, RNA polymerase II-specific; RNA polymerase II cis-regulatory region sequence-specific DNA binding. The coding region runs from base 113 to 2407 and encodes 764 amino acids. Lineage: Eukaryota; Metazoa; Chordata; Actinopteri; Syngnathiformes; Syngnathidae. The transcript has 9 exons. The record is from RefSeq and is a predicted model, not a curated record.